Messenger RNA from Beta vulgaris subsp. vulgaris (sugar beet), 1191 nucleotides. RefSeq lists its product as uncharacterized. The transcript has a single exon. NCBI's taxonomy places the organism in Eukaryota, Viridiplantae, Streptophyta, Magnoliopsida, Caryophyllales, Amaranthaceae. The record is from RefSeq and is a predicted model, not a curated record. The coding region runs from base 1 to 1191 and encodes 396 amino acids.
AUGUGUAAGGAGGUAGAGGUGGUUGAAAAUAUCAAUAACUUAGGUGAGAAAAUUGAGUUAGUUGAAAAUAUAAUUAGGUCAAUUGAGGAGGUAGAUUAUGAUGAAGAAGGUAGUGACAAUGAGGAUUGCGAAGUUGUUGAUGCUAGGCAAAGGUUAAAAGAAGCUGCUAAAAUUGAGUUAGAGUACAUAAAGGAGUUGCAAUCACUGUAUAGGGUGGCUCAUAGGUUUGACAACAACAACUUAGGAAGCUGUAGUGAAUCUAAAGAUGAUUCAUCUGAUUUGGAGUCUCCACCCAACUCAUAUGACGAGGAUGAUUGUGGUUAUUUGUUACCACCUCCACAGAAGGUCAAGAAACCUAGAUUAAGUGCAAAGGCAAACAAGCUGCAAUUAGGUAGCUCUGAAUCAAAGUCUUCAUUCUUUUUAGGUCAGCAAUUUGAAGAUGCAGUGGAGUUUAGGAAAGCAGUUACCACCUACUGUGUGAGCAUUGGAAGGGAUGUUGAUUACAAAAAGAAUGAUAAGAGCAGGAUAGGUGCAGCAUGCAAAGCUAAGGACAAGGGGUGUCCAUGGUACAUUUGGGCUUCACUGGAAAGAGAGAAAGGGGCAUUCACUGGAAAGACUCAUAUCCCAAAUCAUAAUUGUGGUAAGCUGUCAAGGGUGAGAAAGAUUUCAUGCUCACGAAUUGCAACUAACUAUCAUUCAAAGUUCAAGGUAAACCCUUACUUGAAGUGCCAAGAAAUUGUUGACAUGGUUUGGUCUGAGUGGGGCAUCAAAAUAUCGUUAUGGUUAGCUUUAAAGGCGAGGAAGAAAGCUCAAAAUCUGAUUUUGGGAGAGUACAAGGAACAAUAUUUACUACUGCACAGGUAUGCACAAGAGAUAUUGAGGUCUAAUCCUCAUAACACAGUGAAGUUUAAGCUAGAUAACAAUGUUUUCCAGAGUAUUUACAUAUGUUUUGAUGCGAUAAAAAAGGGUUCUUGGCUGGUUGCAAUGCUCGUUGCCGUUGGUAGGGAUGGAAACAACCAAAUGUACCCAAUAGCAUGGGCUUGUGAUGAGGUUGAGAAUACUGAGACAUGGACUUGGUUUUUACAACUCUUAGCUGAUGAUCUUGAGACAACAGAUGGACAAGGGUACACCAUCAUGUCUGACCAGCAAAAGGGACUUCUGAGAGCAGUAGCAAACACCUGGCCGGCCUAG